Messenger RNA from Chaetomium fimeti, 1035 nucleotides. RefSeq names its product Triosephosphate isomerase. The transcript is spliced from 4 exons. The record is from RefSeq and is a predicted model, not a curated record. Bases 171 to 923 code for a protein of 250 amino acids. Gene Ontology annotation, cellular component: cytosol. Gene Ontology annotation, molecular function: triose-phosphate isomerase activity. Lineage: Eukaryota; Fungi; Ascomycota; Sordariomycetes; Sordariales; Chaetomiaceae. Gene Ontology annotation, biological process: glycerol catabolic process; glycolytic process; gluconeogenesis.
CAAAUCCCGAGCUGAGCACCACUUUUUAGUCCCGCAGCUCCCCCAUCCCACUUCCACUCUCGGACAACUUCUCUGUUAAGCACCUCAACACUCAACCAUAUUUCGAGACUGUCACUUGUGCUCUUAUUUCUUGAAUCUUAUUAUAAUACCAUCAGAAACAACCGCCCAACAUGGCUCGCAAGUUCUUCGUCGGCGGCAACUUCAAGAUGAACGGGACCAAGGAGUCCAUCAAGAGCAUCGUCAAGGGCCUGAACGAAGCACAAUUGGAUUCCAAUGUUGAGGUCGUGAUCGCCCCCCCGGCCCUCUACCUCCAGCUCGCACAGGACGAGCUCAAGAAGGAGGGCGUCAAGGUGUCGGCCCAGAACGUCUACGACAAGCCUAACGGCGCCUACACGGGCGAGAUCAGCGUCGCCCAGCUCAAGGACAGCGAGGUCGAGUGGACCAUCCUGGGCCACUCGGAGCGCCGGACCGUCCUGGGCGAGACGGACGAGGUGGUGGCCUCCAAGACCAAGUUCGCCAUCGACGGCGGCGUCAGCGUCGUCUGGUGCUGCGGCGAGUCGCUCCAGGAGCGCGAGGCCGGCAACACCGUCGCCGUCGUCGAGCGCCAGCUGGCCGCCCUCGCCGCCAAGGUCUCGGGCGACGACUGGAAGAAGAUCGUCAUCGCCUACGAGCCCAUCUGGGCCAUUGGCACCGGCAAGGUCGCCACCGUCCAGCAGGCCCAGGAGGUGCACGAGGCCAUCCGCAAGUGGCUCAAGGCCAAGGUCAGCGACGCCGUCGCCGAUGAGACCCGCAUUCUCUACGGCGGCAGCGUCAACGGCAAGAACUGCAAGGAUCUGGCCAAGGAGAAGGACAUUGACGGUUUCCUGGUUGGCGGUGCCAGCUUAAAGCCCGAGUUUGUCGACAUCAUCAACUCCAACCUGUAAGCGUUUUCGCCAAGGGAGAAAACACAGUGGCAGGCUCAAGUAGGGCGCCUGGGACAACCCAAAAAGGCGGAGAACGGGAUCGCCCUAGGGAGGAUAUAGAGAUGAGAAAGAA